Nanorana parkeri is the source of this 1599-nucleotide messenger RNA. RefSeq names its product thyrotropin receptor-like. The record is from RefSeq and is a predicted model, not a curated record. The transcript is spliced from 2 exons. Gene Ontology annotation, molecular function: thyroid-stimulating hormone receptor activity. Lineage: Eukaryota; Metazoa; Chordata; Amphibia; Anura; Dicroglossidae. Gene Ontology annotation, cellular component: membrane. The coding region runs from base 1 to 1599 and encodes 532 amino acids. Gene Ontology annotation, biological process: G protein-coupled receptor signaling pathway.
AUGUUGCUUAGGGACAUCUCUCGGACAGCCAUCUCCUCUCUGCCCUCCAAAGGGCUGGAGAACCUGAGGCACCUAGUGGCCAGAAGUACCUGGUACCUGAAGAAACUGCCCCCUCUCAGCACCUUUGUCCACCUGGAGAUAGCGGACUUGUUUUAUCCCAGCCACUGCUGCGCGUUCACUAACUGGACCAAGAAGAAGAGUGAUCUGGAGGCUUUCCUCUGCAAUCGGACCUCCGUGCAGAACACACACACGAAGCGUUCUCUGAGGACCUACAUAGGCAUUGGCCCGUACUUCCAAGAUUACAUGGAUGGAGAUUCUGACCCGACUGACAACAAUAAAUUCAGCGACUUUCACAGCAGCCGCCACUACUCCGUCUUCUACGAGGACCAGGGGGAGGAAGAGUUGGGCUUUGGGCGAGUGAUAAAGAACGCCCAGGAGCAUUAUACACAAACCUUUGAGAAUCAUUACGAGUAUAUUAUCUGCGGUGGCAAUGAGAAGUUGGUGUGCACUCCGGAACCUGACGAGUUCAACCCCUGCGAGGACAUCAUGGGGUACGACUUCCUGCGGGUCAUCGUGUGGUUCGUCAAUCUCCUGGCCAUCUUGGGCAAUGCCUUUGUCUUGUUCAUUCUGCUCACCAGCCAUUACAAGCUGACCGUGCCGCGGUUUCUUAUGUGUAACUUGGCUUUUGCUGACUUCUGCAUGGGCAUCUACCUUCUCCUCAUCGCCUCCGAGGACCUCCAUACCCGCUCUGAAUAUUACAACUACGCCAUUCACUGGCAGACAGGAGCAGGCUGUAACACAGCCGGGUUCUUCACCGUCUUUGCCAGUGAGCUCUCGGUCUACACCCUGACGGUGAUCACUUUAGAGCGCUGGUACGCAAUAACGUUUGCCAUGCGCCUGGAUCGCAAGAUCCGCCUCCGGCACGCCUUGUUUAUCAUGCUGGGCGGCUGGGCGUUUUGCUUGUUUUUGGCUCUUUUACCAUUGGUUGGGAUUAGCAGCUACGUGAAGGUUAGUAUCUGCUUACCGAUGGACACAGAAACAGUGCUUUCCCAGGCCUACAUCGUCUUCGUUUUAAUGCUCAACAUCGUCGCGUUCGUUAUAAUCUGCGCUUGCUACAUCAAGAUCUACAUCACUGUCCGCAACCCGCACUACAAAUCCGGGGACAAAGAUACAAAAAUCGCAAAGCGCAUGGCGGUUCUCAUCUUCACAGACUUCCUCUGCAUGGCGCCAAUUUCCUUCUAUGCCUUGUCCGCCAUAAUGAACGAGCCGCUGAUCACCGUGUCCAACUCCAAGAUACUUCUGGUACUCUUGUACCCCCUUAAUUCCUGUGCCAACCCUUUCCUGUAUGCCAUCUUCACCAAGGCCUUCCGCAGGGAUGUCUUCAUCCUCCUUAGCAAGUUUGGCAUCUGUGAGCACCAAGCUCAGGUGUAUCGCGGACAGACCGUGUCUGCUAAGAACAGCAGCGGCUCCUACGGUCAGAGAAGCAACGGCAGUACCGGACAGACUUUGGCCAACGUUCCCGACUUCCUUAGAAGCGACCAGUCUGUGGUGGGAACGCAGACAGCCCUACUGGAGGACAGCCACCAGACUGUGCUGUAA